AUGGACAGGCCACUGUGGGACGCCCCACCGGGUAUAAAGGCCGGCUGCAGCCAGGUUGGCCACCAGCUGCUCGCUGGGACCACUGCCAGGAGUCAGGUGCCUGACAAGUGCUGCCGCGGCCGCCAGAAUGGUUGGAAAGGGGAGCGAGGACUCCCUGAUGGUCCCCCCACCUUUCCCCAGAUCCUCGCUGGCUUCCUGCUCCUGGCCUGGCUGCCCCUCUGGGGGGCUGCCCACACCCACAGCCGAGGGGCCCUGCGCUGCUACUCGGCCGAAGAACUGCUGUCCAACCAGGCGCCCCCACACCUGCUGGCUCAGAGUGCCAGGUGGGAGCAGGCCUUGCCCGUGGCACUGGUGCCCAGCCUGGAGGCAGCAGGCCAGCGGGGGCAGCCCGAGGGGCUCCAGGCCGCCAGCCAGUGCCCGGUGCUGAGGUCUGAGGAGGUGUUGGAGGCUGAGACCCACCAGCGCUCCAUCUCACCCUGGAGAUACCGCGUGGACACGGACGAGAGCCGCUACCCCCAGAAGCUGGCCUUCGCCGAGUGCCUGUGCCGGGGCUGCAUCAGCGCCAGGACGGGCCGCGAGACGCCGGCGCUCAACUCGGUGCAGCUGCACCAGAGCCUGCUGGUGCUGCGCCGCCGGCCCUGCGCCCGCCACGGGGCCUUCGCCUUCCAGGCCGAGUUCAUCCGCGUGCCGGUUGGCUGCACCUGCGUGCUGCCCAGGUCCGUGCGGUGA
Molecule: messenger RNA, 729 nt
Organism: Ochotona curzoniae (black-lipped pika)
Lineage: Eukaryota; Metazoa; Chordata; Mammalia; Lagomorpha; Ochotonidae
Gene: IL17C
Product: interleukin 17C
Exons: 4
Coding region: 1-729 (242 amino acids)
Biological process (GO): inflammatory response
Cellular component (GO): extracellular region
Molecular function (GO): cytokine activity
Source: RefSeq, a predicted model, not a curated record